This is a messenger RNA of Spirometra erinaceieuropaei, 1278 nucleotides long. Lineage: Eukaryota; Metazoa; Platyhelminthes; Cestoda; Diphyllobothriidea; Diphyllobothriidae. The record is from the annotation of a GenBank genome assembly.
AUGGAAGCUAUAGUAAAGAACGCUAUACAGCAAUUUUGUGAAGAAAAUAACAUCUUGCAGGAUUUUCAACAUGGCUUCAGGAGAGGACGUUCCUGCCUCUCAAAUCUGCUAGCUUGUCUGGAAAUCUGGACCAGGGCUCUAGAAGAGGGUUUUGAGGUCGAUGUCGUGUACAUCAAUUUCCGCAAAGCUUUUGACACUGUCCCACACCAACGUCUUCUUCACAAAUUGAGCGACAUCGGCAUCCGGGGAGAUCUUCUGAACUGGAUUAGGGCGUUUCUGGCUGGUCGGAAACAACGUGUCUGUAUCGGGGAUGAUAUGUCAGAAUGGGCGAAUGUGACCAGUGGUGUGCCGCAAGGCUCAGUUCUGGGACCAUUGCUCUUCAUCCUUUACGUUAACGACAGCCUUCAGGAACUCGACUGCGGCAAAAUAAUGUUUGCAGACGAUGUUAAGCUCUGGCAAGUCAUUAAGGGUCCGAAUGAUCAGAGAUCCCUUCAAGAUAACCUGCACCGACUGCAAGUGUGGUCGAAGAAAUGGCUUCUAGAUUUCAAUGUGGAGAAGUGUGCCGUCCUUCAUCUGCGUCCAACCAACUCUCAUUCAAAUGAGAGUCUGCGGACUUAUCACCUGAAAGAUAUAAGGCUCCCCGCAGAAUCUUCACAGAAGGAUCUCGGGGUUUGGAUACAGAACAACCUGAAACCAACACUGCAGUGCCACAAGGCUGCAAAAAACGCCAUGGGAGUGCUGCAUGCAAUAAAAAGGGCUUUCGUAAAUUUUGACCAAGACCUUUUUGGGAGAGUUUACGGCACAUUUGUUCGGCCCCACUUAGAAUAUGGCAUACAAGCAUGGCGGCCGUGGCUAUUAAAGGACCAAACAUGCCUCGAACGAGUACAACGGCGUGCAACAAAGCUGGUAAACGGUCUAAAGAGCCAAUCCUACACAGAAAGACUGAAUUGCCUUAAUUUGUUCCCUCUGUGUUACAGGCAGCAAAGAGGUGAUCUUAUCCUCGUCUACAAGAUAAUACAUGGCCUUGAGUAUGGACUUAAAUUUAAGGACAAGUUUCAGUGACACCUUUCACCCAAUCUUCGUGGUCACUCGAUGAAGUUACGGACAACAAUGUCCAGGCUGAAUCUUCGUUCUGAAUUUUUCCCGCAGAGAGUAAUGGAGAAAUGGAACGAUCUCCCUCAGUCAGUCGUGGAGGCUACAUCCCUGCAACUCUUCAAGAAACGCUUGGAUGAUUAUUUGUGUCCCCUGUUUUCCCUCGACGGUCUGAAUCUGAACUAA